Messenger RNA from Macrosiphum euphorbiae (potato aphid), 1056 nucleotides. NCBI's taxonomy places the organism in Eukaryota, Metazoa, Arthropoda, Insecta, Hemiptera, Aphididae. The record is from the annotation of a GenBank genome assembly.
AUGGCGACUCCGCAACAGAAAGCAUUUUGCGUCUUACGUUUCAAUAAGUGCGAGUCGGCGAUAACUGUUCAACGUGAUUUUCGAAGAACUUAUGGAACUGAAGCUCCUACUGCUCAAAGCAUUCGACGUUGGCACCAAACUUUCCAAGAAAGUGGUUGUCUGUGUGCACAGAAACGCUCAGGUCGACCUCGUACCUCUGACGAAAACAUCGAGCGAGUUCGACAAAGUUUCGUUCGAAGUCCACAGAAGUCUACACGUCGUGCAGGCUUAGAGCUAGAUCUCCCACAUUCGACCGUUUGGCGUGUUCUACGACGUCGUUUGACAUUGAAGGCAUACAGAAUACAACUGUUACAAGCCCUCCUACCGGAUGACAAACAAAAAAGGAUUGAUUUUUGCAAUUUCAUAUCCGAAAAACAAGAAGAAAAUGAGUCAUUUGUCUCACGCAUUGUUUUUUCGGACGAAGCCACAUUUCAUCUAAGUGGAAAAGUCAACCGCCAUAAUGUCAGGAUCUGGGCUUUAGAGCAACCACACGCAACUGUUGAGCAUCAAAGAGAUUCACCAAAAAUCAAUGUUUUCUGUGCAAUUUCCAGGAAAAAAGUUUACGGUCCAUUUUUUUUUGAAGAAAACACAGUAACGGGUAACACAUAUCUAAACAUGUUGCAAACAUGGUUGUUUCCACAGUUACAAGAGGAUAGUGAUGAUUUUGUUUUUCAACAAGAUGGAGCACCGCCGCACUGGAAGUUAGAAGUUCGCCGGUAUUUGAACGGUGAACUCCCUCAGCGGUGGAUUGGGCGUAAAGGAAACGACGAUUUGGCGAUUCAUCCCUGGCCACCACGUUCCCCUGACCUCACAGUGUGUGAUUUUUUUUUAUGGGGCUACAUAAAAGAUAAAGUGUAUGUACCACCAUUACCUACAAACUUGGAAGAGCUUAAAAUCAGAAUCAAAGAUGCUGUUAAUGCCGUGACACCAGAUUUGAUCAGCAACGUUUGGGAAGAAUUUGAUUACCGUAUAGAUGUGUGUCGGGCGGCCGGUGGGGGUCAUAUUGAACAUUUGUAA